ACAAUUAAUAUGCAUCGUAAUAGUUUAAGAGAACGUUAUGAAAAGAAAAGAAAGGAACGACAAGACAUUCUAGGUACAGGAAGCUUGCUGGAAUCAACAGAGGAUAAGAAAACAUUGAGUUUAAUUGAAGAUACAGACACCGAGAAAUGCUUGAUUAAAAUUCUUUCAAAUAAAAACUUAAUUCUACCAACAAAUUCCAAACAAAUCUUUGAGCAAGUAACGUCGUUGAUGUUGCGACCUGUUGAAAUUUUAAAGAUUCAUCAACAACUCGAGAAUAUAGCGCAGCAAAAUAUAAUUGAGUUAAAGAAUGUUUCAAUAAAGAAUGAAGCUGGUUAUGAAAUAAUUCAAGUACACAAUGAGAAGCUACAUUAUCAUUAUCAUGACAUUUUGAACGAGAAAAAAAGCGACGAUGCUUGGGCCGAAUAUGAAAGUUCGCAAGGAUUUGAAGAUGAACCGAGAGAAAAGAAACCGAGAGAAAGCAGUGCACUUCAAGACACUGACAUCAUGUCAUUAUUGUCACUUCCAUCUACAAAAGAGAAACAAAACAAACAAGUUGGUGAAGAAAUUUUGGAACUUCUCUCGAAACCAACAGCAAAAGAAAAAUUUCUCACUGAAAAGUUUAAAUCACAAGGCGGUACACAAGUCAUGGAGUUUUGUCCACAUGGAACUCGUGUUGAAUGCAUGAAAGCUCAACAAUUAACUGAUGAAGCAACAUCAACAGAGGAAAAUGAUGAAAAAUCAGAGAAAACGGUGGAAAACAACGACGAAGCAAAAGAUGCAACGCGGUUCAAGUGUAAUCGUUUGCAUUUUAAGAAAAUCAUCCAAGGACAUACUGAUGUUGUGCUGGGUGAUUGUAGUUUCUUAAACACAUGUUUUCACAUGUCGACAUGUAAAUAUGUUCAUUAUCAAGUUGAUAACGCAGAACAAACUGCAAAUAAAACAAUUAAAAAUGCACAACAAGAUGAAGCAAGUGGCGGGAACAGUCAAGAUCUCAUUCCAAAACGUUCCAUUGAAGUGACAUUAAAUCCAGCUCAAUGGAUUCAAUGUGAUUUACGUUACUUGGAUAUGAGUUGUUUAGGGAAGUUUGCUGUCAUUAUGGCUGAUCCUCCUUGGGAUAUUCACAUGGAACUUCCGUAUGGAACAAUGUCAGAUGAUGAGAUGAGAGAAUUGGGCGUUCCAGCACUUCAAGAUGAUGGUUUAAUAUUCUUGUGGGUGACUGGUCGUGCCAUGGAGCUUGGAAGGGAAUGUCUUAAACUUUGGGGAUAUGAAAGAGUUGACGAACUCAUUUGGGUGAAGACAAAUCAACUUCAACGAAUUAUUCGAACAGGUCGAACUGGUCAUUGGCUUAACCAUGGCAAAGAACAUUGUCUCGUUGGCUUGAAAGGUAAACCGAAGAAUCUUAAUCGAGGACUCGACUGUGAUGUCAUAGUUGCUGAAGUGCGUGCAACUUCUCAUAAGCCCGAUGAAGUUUACGGAAUUAUUGAAAGAUUGUCACCAGGAACAAGAAAAAUCGAAUUAUUCGGAAGACAACAUAAUGUUCAACCAAAUUGGCUGACAAUUGGCAAUCAACUUGAUGGAGUUAAACUUGUCGAUCCUGAGCUGAUUAACAGUUUUCAAAAAAGAUAUCCCGAUGGUAAUUGUAUGAUAAGUAAGAAAAGUUUUAAAAGUGACAGAAAUUAUAUCAAGGAUCUGAUAGUGAAAGAAACAGAAAUUUCUACAAAUCAUUUAACACCUGAAAUCAAAUUAAGACUCAUCACAAAGAAUUGCCGACUUUUUCAUUCAACGCAAGAGGAAAAUGAAAAUUCAGUGCUAAAAGAUCCAUUUUGGGGCUUUUAUUGGCCUGGUGGGAUGUCAGUGACUCGUUACAUUCUCGAUAAUCCUCACAUAAUUAAAGGAAAGAAAGUUUUAGACUUUGGAUCUGGAUGUGGAGCAACAGCAAUCGCUUGUAAACUAAAUUUAUGUGAAAUGGUCAUUGCAAAUGACAUUGACGUAAAUGCAGAAGCUGCAAUUAAGCUUAAUGCAGCACUAAAUAAUGUUCAUGUCAUGACAGACACACGAAACCUUAUAAACGAUCCUUCGACAUUCUCAUUCGAUAUAAUUAUCUUCGGUGACGUUUUCUACGAUGAAGAUUUUGCAAAGCAACUUCUACCGUGGAUAAGAAGACUUGUUAGUAAUGGAAAAACAUGUUUAAUUGGAGAUCCUGGAAGGCAUGCAUUGAGUAAAGAACUUAAAUUACUGAAAAUGGCACAAUAUGAGCUCCCAGUUAAUUCAUGUCUUGAAAACCAUGGAUUUCAUUCAACCAAAGUCUUUAAAGUCAUUCAAUAG
Clunio marinus is the source of this 2325-nucleotide messenger RNA. The record is from the annotation of a GenBank genome assembly. NCBI's taxonomy places the organism in Eukaryota, Metazoa, Arthropoda, Insecta, Diptera, Chironomidae.